AUGUCAGAUAUACCGUUGCCCCCUUCGUCUCCUCCGUCUGUUACUCCUGCGCCGCACGAAGAACAACAGCAGCAGCAGCAGGAGGAGGAGGACUACGACUCGAGCAGCUUGCUGCCACCUCUCCCUUCUCACGAUGACGAUGAUAAUGACUUGAACGAAGACAGUGUCCAACACCAUGCGGACGAUUAUGACCAUGACGACUCGAAUCUGCCUCCCACAGGCCACCACGACGACCACGACUCCAGCUUAAAUCGAACACUGAACGAAGAACGUGAGAUGCACCGGAAAUUGAUGGAUGUGGAGUCCAGCUUUCUCCCAGAGCCCUCGACGCUGCAUGUUGGCGAAACCACUGCAGCUCGUAGCGGCGAUAUGUACUUGGUUGGAGCCGAUGCACCAGGCACACCUCAGAGGGCAGAGGAUACAGAAGACCAGGAGACAUCGAUAUCUCCGGAGCCACCGAGGGAUGCAUAUAAGACACCUGCGCCGGCCCGGAUGGCGGACUUGGAGUCUUCAAUGGCUGAAGAUGGGAAACAGACGCUGGAAGAGGACAGUUUGGUUGGGAUUAACACAUCCUCCCUAGAGACAAUAUCAACACCCCCAACCACUGCCGCUGCUGCUAGGACUGUUUCACGAGUCAUUUCAGCGGCAAGCAGCCGGUCCGGUAGGUUUGGUGACUCCAUUGCUGAAGAGCAACAGGCGCACGGCCACGGGCACAGCUUUGAAGAUGAAGGAUCACACACUGAGAGAGAAAUCGAUGUUGAGGCUACUCCGCGCAAGGCUCGCUCUCAACUUGUUAGCCAGUCUCCGCCCCUGUCUCAGUCACUACAUAGCAACAACACGGAUGAUAAUGAUCUCAGUCAGAUGGGUGGUUUCCGAGGAGCUAACGAUUCGAUCGAGCUACAGAGGACAAGGCCUAGGUUUUUAACCAACCGCCAGUCCUCGUACCGCCUGUCAACAUCCUCAGUUGCCACAGUCAAUACCGACGGUGCCCUAAGUGAUGCUACAAUGGGAAUGGACUAUGCUUUACAAUCCGGCGGUGCACUUCCGUCAAAUAGUGGAAGAGCGUCCCAUAGCUAUGAACAAAAAAGGAAUCUGUCAAGGUCUAUCAGUCUAGGGAGCAUGGCAUCUGGUAUUUCCAACUUGAGUGAUGACCAUCCUUAUGAAAGGAGGGUAUUCAGCGGAGUGUCUGACCUAAGCCUUCAUACCCUAAACGAAGAAGAAUCAUCCUCCCAACGGCCAGUAUCUUCGGGAACUACCAUCAAACAGGGUGAUGAGACUGCCCCUAUGACGCCAAAAGGCAAAGCUACGGAUACAUCCUCCCCUCCUGCAACUGUCUUGACACAGAUCCAGAGCCGGCCUCCUCCCAGCACUGUGAGAAAGUAUCAGGAAACCGUGGGGCCAUCGCCUGAUAAACGGUCAGCAAGCCGGACGCCAGGCUUUGGCCGAGGAAAGAAUAUGACAUUGAAGGAGCAAAGCAGCACUAUCGAUCGACUCUCGAAGGAGAAUUUCGACCUCAAGAUGCGUAUCCACUUCCUUAACCAGGCCUUGAAUAAACGAUCAGAAGAUGGCAUCAAAGAGAUGAUAUCUGAGAACGUCGAACUGAAAUCAGAUAAGAUAAAAGCUCAAAAGGACAACCAGGCUUUGCGAAGGACCAUUCGCGAGCUUGAAAGACAAUUGAAGGAAAAAGCUGACCUCGCUGACGAAAGCAAGGAUGAACAGGCCUCCGAGGCUGGGAAAAGAACUAUAGACGAAGAGGAAUUUCUCUAUCUACGUGAACGGAUCGAAACGUACGAGGUUGAGAUUGAAAGACUUAGAGCUGAGAAUAUCACCCGAGAGAGUGAAAAGAGGAAGCUGGCUGAGAUGGUGAAGGCACUCGGAGACGGAAGAAGCGGUAUAUCAGAGUCUGGGGCUCGGGAGGAAAGGGACAUGUGGAAAGAUAUACUGGAAGCCGAAACUGCUGCUCGCGAACAAAGCGAAGAAGAGAAUAAGCAUCUUCGCAACCAGAUUCUUCAGCUGGAAAAUGACAUAUCUUCCCAUCAGUGCCGCGAAGCUCGUUACCGCAAAGGAAAUCAGAACUUCUCUCAAGUUGGUUCUGACUACGAAAGCUCGCGUAGUUUUGCAACUUCUAAUCCAACUAGGGAGGACUUUGAACUGCUGAGACAAGAAAAUAAUGCACUCCGUCGAGAAGUGACUGCUCAGACGUCGAUGCUAACCUCUAGAAAUCGCGAGAAGGAAAAGCUCUAUCAGGAAAUUGAAGAUCUGAAGCUUGAUCGACGCAAUGAAGGCCGCUCCAUCGCCGGGGAUAGUAUUUUCGAUCGCUCUGCUUCAAGAGCACAAUCCAGGGCCAUGUCACAGGCGAGUGACAACGAUCGUGACACGUUGGAAAAUAAGAAUGGUGAACUUCGAGAUCAAGUGUCAGCUUUGAAGUUGGACAACCAAGGCCUCCGUGGCCAGUUGGACGAAUAUGCAAAUGAGCUCAGCUCUGUGGAACGUGAAUAUCAAGCAGAACUGGAUCGCGCUGGCCAGGAAUUACGAGAUCUCCAAGCUCAACGCGACCAGGCCCUUCAGGCCAUUGAAGAGCGCGAGGCGGAAUUGCAAGAACUUAAGGCGGCAGCACAAGAGGAGCUUGAUGUCUUGGGAGAAGAGCUUGAUCUUAAGCAUGAAGACUGUCAGCGCCUAGAACUCGAAGUUCGAACACAGCAGGAGAAUUUGGAUGCUCUUCAAGCAGAGGUCAGAUCUGCCAAUGAAGGUAUUUCCCGGCUUGAAGAAGAUGCGCAGAGUAAUAUGCUCAAGUACAAGGCGGUACAGCAAGAGCUGGAUUACGUUAACCAGGAGAUUGAGUCUAUGGAGAGGAACCUGGUUGAGGCCAAUAAUAAGGUCCAACGAUUGACAGUUCAACAAGAAUCAAGUCAGAAUGAAAUUGCCUUCUUGCGAGAAGAGCAAGACGGCGAUAAGAUCAAAAUAGGUGACCUGGAAUCUGAACUGAGAUUCGUCCAAAACAGCCUACAGAGCGAGAAGGACAAGACCAAUGAGCUUGACAGACAACUCGCUGAUGAAAGAUAUCAGCGUGAGGUGGUCGGCAGCAAAGAGAAGCAAGAAGUACAGCGCAUUAUAGACGAUCUUAACCGCGAGUCCGCGGCAUCGAAGGAAGAAAUCCGCAAACUCAAGAAAAACCUUUCUUCUCGGGAAGUUGAGGCCACAAUGUGGAAAGACCGCUUGAUGGAGCUUGAGAGCAGUUUACGAGAAGCUCUUGGUGACCUUAGCGGCACACGUUCAAGCCUUCUCACAUCAAUUACAAAACUGCAAAAAGAACUUGAGUCUACUUCUCUCGAGCUGGAAAGCGUCCGCGCUAGUCUAGAUGAAAAGGAGGCUCUUCUUCGAAAUCGCGAUGCACUCCUCGAGAGCCAUGGCCUUGAGACCCAGAAAUUGGCAGACCUUCUUGAACGUGAAAGGCAGGCUCGCCGAGCUGAUAAGCAUUCGUUUGAACAGUCCCUCAAGUCUCACCACCAGGCUUCCCGAACUAUCGUGCAGAACAACUCUCGAAUCACUGACCUUGAGGGCGCACGGAAUCAAGACCGGAAACGGUUCAACCACCUUGAACAACAAUACAAGGACCAGUUGAAUGAGAGGAAUUUGAUGUUCCUUACCUUGUGGAAGCGAUUAUCUGCAAUGUGCGGGCCUGACUGGUCACAUUCUAACAGCCUUAUCAACGGCAAUCUCCCCAGUCAAGAGGUCAUUGGAAACAUGCUGUUUUGGCCCGGCUUUAGCAAGAACUUGCUUCUUGCAGUGAAGACAGUAGAAAAUUCGAUAAACGGGUUCAAGUCGCGAGUUAGAACUGUGGAACGGAACCUAAUGAAGGAAUACCAAACAUUGGAGAACAGUAUGAACACUCGGAUCAAAAAACUGGAUCGUUUGGAAGAGAUCGUUCGGCAGAUGCAAAGCAGCCCUAGACGAUCCAACAAUACUCCUCCAAAUACGAACGCGGAAUUGGCGAAACUCAAGGGAGAAAAUAGACUACUCAAAGCUGAGCUCAAUCUUCUACAGACUCACUCUCGGGCAAAAGUUGCUAGCGAUAGCUCUGCACGAGGGCAACCAUCGAGAAUGGCGAGUUCAAGGUCUGUCGGGUCAUCCCUUGCGAGAUUCAGUACUGGAUCAGAACAAGGGACUCCAGCCAACACUCGGUCUGGAAGAAGCAACAGUUCUGUCUCACGCGGUUCUUCAAAUAUUGCUCAACCAUCUCCCUUUUCAUCAAGCACCACACUGGCAAAUAACCCAGGCGGUUCUGAGGUUUCUCCUCGCAACAAUGCUUCUGGCCCUAGCCAUGGGGGGUAUCACUUAUCUCCCAAGAGCGAGGCCACUCAGGAUAGAUGGAUUCAACGCCUACGUGACCUGGAAAGACGGCUAAAGGCAGAGCGAGAGGCACGAUUGUUGGACCGCUCCGGAGCGCGGGAGAGGCUAGCAGAACGUAACGCAGAGAACGAGAAACUCCGCGCUGCUCUGGAGAGAGAACGGAUGAAUCGAGCUGCCAGUUCUAUGGGAGUGGACAGUGCGUGUGACGACUCUAGUCGAAACCCACGUACGCCAGAGAGAGCACGGCGCCACGACAACCAUAGUCGAGAUAGAGGCAGCCGAAUCCAGGGGAGAGCUGAUAGUAGGUUAAGUGGAACAGACGUGGUUGUAAUUGACCACGGAUACGACCCUGAUUCUCGUGGGCAUAGCGAGGGUCUAAGCACACGCUCAGGCAGUUAUGACGGCGAAGGCGAUGAUGAUGACGACGGUACGGGUACUGAUGAUGACGGUGGUUUAUGCGUUGAAGUCGUGGUGUAA
Nannizzia gypsea CBS 118893 is the source of this 4827-nucleotide messenger RNA. Its product is annotated as anucleate primary sterigmata protein B. Gene Ontology annotation, cellular component: microtubule organizing center. Lineage: Eukaryota; Fungi; Ascomycota; Eurotiomycetes; Onygenales; Arthrodermataceae. The record is from RefSeq and is a predicted model, not a curated record. The transcript is spliced from 2 exons. Bases 1 to 4827 code for a protein of 1608 amino acids.